AUGGAGCCAGCGAAGCGGAAGUCAAUCUUGCGAGUGCUCUUCAUUUCGCUGCUUCUUGAUUUGAUCUCCUUCACUUUCAUCCUCCCACUAUUUCCCUCACUUCUCUCAUUCUACCGCGGCCUCGAGACACACCCAACCUCGGCGCUGAACCAAGUCCUACGAUACCUGAAUGCCUACAAGAAGGCAUUCGGCCUCCCAGUGAACGAGAAAUAUGACAUUGUACUACUAGGGGGAGCAUUGGGCUCCUUGUUCUCUCUGCUACAGGCAAUCGCCAGCCCGAUCAUCGGGAAGGCCUCCGACAAAUAUGGACGUCGGACGGCACUGCUCUGGAGCAUGUGCGGUAACAUCGCCAGCGUGGCGCUGUGGUGCGUCGCAGUCAACUUCCGUACGUUCCUGCUCAGUCGCAUUGUGGGCGGACUGAGCGAGGGCAACGUUCAGUUGGCUACGGCGAUUGCUACAGACAUCAGCGAUGAGAGCCAGCGUGGAUCGACGAUGGCGUUGGUGGGCGCCUGCUUCAGCGUCGCGUUCACGUUCGGUCCAGCCCUUGGAGCAGCGCUGGCGAAUGUGACUAUGGUCGCGGCGAAUCCUUUCGCGGUCGCGGCAGGGUUCUCGCUAUUCCUUAUUGUGGUGGAGACUCUGUACUUGUACUUCUGCCUGCCGGAGACUCGACCGGCGGCGAAAACGGAGGAGAAGAGGUCUGGGUCAAGCACUCCGAAGACGAAGCACACGAACCAGCCGUUGCUGCUCAAUCUGGUCCACUUCUUUUUCCUGCUGCCCUUUUCUGGCAUGGAGUUCUCUUUACCAUUUCUGAUCGCCUCAGAAAUCUUCCCUGGACAUCCGUCACCAUCGAAGGUGAAUGGACGGGUUCUGGGGGUGGUGGGCCUGAUUGCGAGCUUGCUUCAGGGUUCAGUGGUCCGCAGACUACCACCUUUGACCGUGGUCCGCUUGGGCGUGAUAAGCUGUACAAUAUCAUUUUUCAUGCUAUCUCGGGUAUCGAGCAUAUCAGGACUAUAUGGAGCGGCAGUGUUCCUGGCGGUAACAUCUGCCACGGUUGUGACUGGGCUCAACAGUCUAGGCAGCUUCGAGGCAAAGGAGACCAAUCGAGGACAGGUGCUGGGUGCACUGAGAAGCUGGGGCCAACUUGGAAGGGCUAUGGGACCUGUGUUGUUCUGCAGCUUGUUCUGGUGGGCUGGACGGCAGACAGCCUACACUGUAGGCGGAUCAUGUAUGCUGGGCGUCGUCGCUUUAGCCUUUGGCACGUUGAAAGCACCACCUCUGACGCCAAAAGCUGCGGAAUUCAACGGGACCAAGCAGCUCAACGGUCGAGCUAACGGCCAUGCUGUCAAGUCACAGCUCCUGACAUCUUCCAUUGUCGACAUCUACGUCGGCUCCGAGUCCCAGCAUUGGCCUCUGCACGAACGCCUACUGUGCUACCACUCCCCCUUCUUCUCCCGCAUCUUCUACGCCGACGACAAAGACCCCUCCAAGAAGUCCCGCGGCUCCAAAAGCUACGGCUUACCUGACGAGGACGAAUACCCAUUCGAGCUGCUCGUAGGCUGGCUCUACUCCAAAGCGAUCCGUCAGCCGCAGCAGGAGAAGGACCUAGGUCCACUGCUCGACCUUUACCUCCUUGCACAAAAACUCGAGAUGCAGAAGUUGGGUGAGGAUGUCACUGAGCUUGUGAGAGAGUUCUACCACCAGACGUCUACGUACCCAGGCCUUCGGCGGGUGCAGUACAUCUAUGCGGAAACCGAUGAGGACAAUGAGAUGCGUGAGAUGAUGGUCUCGUCUGUCGCGAGACAGCUCACGACGUCGGACAAGAUUCCGGUGCAUUGGGCGAAGGCUCUGCAAAGAAACGGACAAUUGGCUGUGGAUAUUAUUCGUGCUAUUCAGGUUGGUCUCUCCUCUGCGCCAUCUUCUCCCCCAUGCCAGAAGCAUAUCUCUAACACACAUCCUUCAAAGCAAUGGCACCUCGAAGAGCGCAGUAUCCCCGACUUCCGCGACGCCAGCCGCACCCGCGGCCGCCAAGCCGGCGGAUUCUCCGCCAUCGAGCGCGAAGGCGAAUCCCUCGAGACCGACAACACCGCCGACACCAACCUCGGUGUCGAGAGCCUGGCUAGCGACUUUGACAAGUCGCAGAUCAACGACUCUCACAUCAAGAGUGAUGACGAGUAA
Cyphellophora attinorum is the source of this 2175-nucleotide messenger RNA. RefSeq names its product Major facilitator superfamily domain-containing protein 10. Gene Ontology annotation, molecular function: transmembrane transporter activity; protein binding. Gene Ontology annotation, biological process: transmembrane transport. Gene Ontology annotation, cellular component: brush border membrane. The coding region runs from base 1 to 2175 and encodes 724 amino acids. The transcript has 3 exons. The record is from RefSeq and is a predicted model, not a curated record. Lineage: Eukaryota; Fungi; Ascomycota; Eurotiomycetes; Chaetothyriales; Cyphellophoraceae.